Messenger RNA from Xyrichtys novacula (pearly razorfish), 541 nucleotides. NCBI's taxonomy places the organism in Eukaryota, Metazoa, Chordata, Actinopteri, Labriformes, Labridae. The record is from the annotation of a GenBank genome assembly.
AUGGGACUGGCAAGCAAGGCAUCGUCUCAUCCCGAGUCUGGCUGCGAGAUCACACAGGCGCCAUUGUCUCAAGCAGCCCGGGGUCUUAUUGUAGCAGCGUCUCUGGGAAAGGACGAGCCUUCAAGUCCACGGCCCGCUGAAGAAUGGGCUUUCUGCAGGCUAAGGCCACGAAAACUGUAAGGGAUGAAUCCGAGAGGCUACGGAGUAGAUUUGGAAAAGGGGCACCCCUCCUUAGACAAGUUUGGAGUCCCCAUCCAGACCUCCCUCUCCCUCUUGCGGUGCUGACCUCCCUUCUCCACCUCUGCUUAAUAAAGCCUGGGCCUUGGUCAUUAUUUUGGGCAGAUGGAGACGGGGGCAGGCAGUGAAAGGAGCUGGUGUCACUCCUGAGGAGAGGAUGGUAGGGAUGACAGAGAAGAAAAAGGGAAUCAGAGAAAAGAUCAAAAGCAGAAGCUCGCCUUUCACUGGCCUGAAAGCGCUAAAGAGGAUAAGGAACGAUCGGGCCCGGGGUCUCCUGUCCUCUCUGGCAAUUAGACUCAGCUGA